AUGACGCCCGCAGCGUCCGCUCGCACCCCAAUAGCCUCAUCGCCUGCGCUGCACUUCCCUUCGAGCAGCAGCCCAGCCAAGAGCGCUGCGUCGGGUGGGACAGCCACCUCCUCCCCUUCGGGCACUCCUCGCGGGCAUGGCCCAGCCGGUAAUCGCCGCACUGCACCUAGCAGCUCUCUUCGUUCAGUCGGUGAUGAGCCGCUCUUCUUUCCUAGCUCUCAACAAUCAACUCCUCGCCCCCGUCGAGGAGAGCUCCACGGCUCAAGCGUGCUUGCCUCUCCUUCGGUACAGCGACGCCAGCGUGCUCUUGGUCAAACGGCCAGUGAUCCCAUCGGCAGCCAAGAUGGUGAUGCUCGACGCCUGCGCAGUGACUUCUCGUACUCGCAGCAGGGCGACCAGACGACGGAUCCUGCUGCGGCGCCGGACACAGAGCAGAAGGUCAUUUGGGGUACGGCAGUCAGCAUUGGAGAGACGAUGACCAUGUUCCGAUCUUUCCUUCGAGGCUUCCGCCUCAAGUACCGCUGGUCCUACCAGAAGCAGCACCAUCCCGAGGUCGCUCGCAAGCCACGAACCUCUAGCGACGCCGAAUUCCUCCUCUACGAGUCCUACUUGCGCCGCAUGCGCCAGACCGACCAGACGUCCCUCAACCUGCGCGCCUCCGACCUGGCCGCCUACCCACCCACGCACAAGCUUGCCCACUUCCUCGUCAAGUACCCCAAUGAGAUUAUCCCCAUCAUGGACCAGGUUCUCAAAGACGAGAUGAUUGAGCUGGCAUACGACGACGCCAAGGAGCAGCGCGACGGCAUGGAGGGCGAGCUCGGCGCACAGGAGAUCGAAAUGAUGGAGGGACGCCUCUAUAAGGUCAGGCCCUACGGCCUAGACGCGAUCAACAUGCGCAACCUCAACCCGGGAGACAUCGACAAGUUGGUCACUGUGCGGGGCUUGGUAAUCAGAGCCACGCCGAUCAUUCCAGACAUGAAACAGGCCUUUUUCCGCUGCUUGGCUUGCAAUCAUACGGUGCAGGUCGAGCUCGACAGGGGCAGGAUCGCCGAGCCUAGCCGCUGCCCUCGCGAUGUCUGCGGGCAGGACGGCACGAUCACACUCAUUCACAACCGCUGCGAGUUUGCGGACCGCCAAGUCGUCCGCCUUCAAGAGACGCCCGACGUUGUGCCGGAUGGACAGACGCCACACACGGUAACGCUGUGCGUGUACGAUGAGCUGGUCGACCUCAGCAAGCCCGGUGACCGAGUCGAGAUCACGGGCGUCUUCCGCUCGCAGCCCGUCCGCGUCAAUCCUCGCGCUCGCACGCAGAAGAGUCUCUACAAGACGUUUCUGGAUGUCAUCCACGUCAAGCGCGGGGAUGCCCGUCGUAUGGCCGUAGACGCAAGCACGCGAUCCGAGUCGGAACAGGCUGCGGGCCGUGGUGCCCAAGCUCUGGGUGUUGGGGGCGAGGACGACGAUGAUGAUAUCGACACUGGUGCUGCAGCUGCUCAGGGAUCUGCGCCCGCUAGUGACGAGCUGGUGGAGAAGCUGAAGGCAAUCGCUGAUCGUCCGGAUGCUUAUGAGCUGUUGGCAAGGAGUCUGGCUCCCAGCGUCUACGAGAUGGACGACGUCAAGAAGGGCGUUCUCCUUCAACUCUUUGGAGGCACAAACAAGACCAUCUCCACGGGCGGCGGUGCGGGCGGUCCGCGCUACAGAGGCGACAUCAACGUGCUCAUGGUGGGCGACCCCGGUACCAGCAAGUCUCAAAUGCUCUCCUACGUACACCGGAUCGCGCCACGCGGCGUUUACGCCUCAGGCAAAGGUUCCUCCGCAGUCGGUCUGACCGCCUAUGUUACCCGUGACCCCGACACUAAGCAGCUGGUUCUUGAGUCGGGCGCUUUGGUUCUCUCAGACGGAGGAGUCUGCUGUAUCGACGAGUUCGACAAGAUGUCCGACGCCACCCGCUCUGUCCUGCAUGAGGUCAUGGAGCAGCAGACGGUUUCCAUCGCCAAGGCCGGCAUCAUCACGACCCUGAACGCGCGCACGUCUGUGCUUGCUGCGGCGAACCCCGUCGGGUCCAAGUACAAUGUCAAGCUGCCCAUCACGCGCAACAUUGACUUGCCACCUACCCUAAUCUCGAGGUUCGACCUCGUCUACCUCGUGCUGGAUAAGGUCGACGAGUCGGCCGACCGCAGGCUCGCUCGCCACCUGGUUGGCCUCUACCUCGAAGACACGCCUGCUCACGGCAGCUCAAGCGGCGGAGAGGUCAUCCCCGUCGAGCAGCUUACAGCCUACAUCAGCUACGCUCGCAACCAUAUCCAGCCCGUCAUCAGCGCUGCCGCAGGAGACGCUCUGGCUCGUCGCUACGUGGAGCUGCGCAAAGUCGGUGAGGAUCCGCGCAGCUCGGAGCGUCGUAUCACUGCGACGACUCGUCAGCUGGAAAGCAUGAUCCGUCUCAGCGAGGCGCAUGCGAGGAUGCGCUUCUCAGAGGAGGUAACCGAGGACGACGUGGAGGAGGCUUGCCGCUUGAUUAAGGAGGCGGCCAAGUCGUCUGCGACGGACCCGACUACUGGUCUCAUCGACUUGGACCUGAUCAACACGGGCCGAGGUAUGGCGCAGCGAAAGUUGGCGGGCGACCUCAGACGUGAGGUGCUGCAGUUGCUCGAGGAGAUGGGUGGUGGGAGUGCCGCUGCCGGUGGGGGCAAGGCGGUGCGUUAUCAGGAUAUGGCGCGUCAAUUGAACGAGCAGAGCACUGUGCCCGUAGAUGCGUCGGAGCUUUACGAGCUGGUGAGGAGCCUGGAGGCUGAAGGGGUCGUCAAGACGGCAGGCGAGAGGGAGAGGAAGACGAUUAGGAGGAUGGUGGCGUGA
Molecule: messenger RNA, 2850 nt
Organism: Jaminaea rosea
Lineage: Eukaryota; Fungi; Basidiomycota; Exobasidiomycetes; Microstromatales
Product: putative replication licensing factor MCM4
Exons: 5
Coding region: 1-2850 (949 amino acids)
Biological process (GO): DNA replication; double-strand break repair via break-induced replication; mitotic DNA replication initiation
Cellular component (GO): nucleus; MCM complex
Molecular function (GO): ATP binding; single-stranded DNA binding; single-stranded DNA helicase activity
Source: RefSeq, a predicted model, not a curated record